Molecule: messenger RNA, 10520 nt
Organism: Nyctereutes procyonoides (raccoon dog)
Lineage: Eukaryota; Metazoa; Chordata; Mammalia; Carnivora; Canidae
Gene: PIK3CB
Product: phosphatidylinositol-4,5-bisphosphate 3-kinase catalytic subunit beta
Exons: 24
Coding region: 332-3544 (1070 amino acids)
Biological process (GO): cell migration; phosphatidylinositol 3-kinase/protein kinase B signal transduction; phosphatidylinositol-3-phosphate biosynthetic process
Cellular component (GO): plasma membrane; cytoplasm; phosphatidylinositol 3-kinase complex
Molecular function (GO): 1-phosphatidylinositol-4-phosphate 3-kinase activity; 1-phosphatidylinositol-3-kinase activity
Source: RefSeq, a predicted model, not a curated record
CGGCGGCGGCGGCGGCUGUGGAGGAGCGGGCCAUGGCUGUGGGUGGCGGGCCGGUGUAGCGCCGCGCGGGGCAGGCGGAGGCGACCGAGAGAAGCGGGGAUGGGGGCGCCGCAGGCGGAUGGUCGCGGUGGCCUGGGCUGCUGACUGCGUACCCGGAGCCAGAGUCGGAGUCGGCGGCGGCGGCGGCGGCGGCGGCGGAGCUCCGGGCAGUGUAUCUUCUAAUUUGAAAGUCUUCCAUGAAAACUUCAGUUUAAAAAAUAAGUAAUGACAUCAUCUGUCAUCUUAAAAGACUGAAAUGGGGGCUGUCAUUUUGAGGGCCCCAUGGUUAUGAAUGUGCUUCAAUAUCAUAAUGCCUCCUGCUAUGGCAGACAUCCUUGACAUCUGGGCAGUGGAUUCACAGUUAGCAUCUGAUGGCUCCAUACCUGUGGAUUUCCUUUUGCCCACUGGGAUAUAUAUUCAGUUGGAGGUUCCUCGGGAAGCUACCAUUUCCUAUAUUAAGCAGAUUUUAUGGAAACAAGUUCACAAUUAUCCAAUGUUUAACCUCCUUAUGGAAAUUGACUCCUAUAUGUUUGCAUGUGUGAAUCAAACUGCUGUAUAUGAGGAGCUUGAAGAUGAAACAAGAAGACUCUGUGAUGUCAGACCUUUUCUUCCAGUUCUCAAAUUAGUGACAAGAAGUUGUGACCCAGGGGAAAAAUUAGACUCAAAAAUUGGAGUCCUUAUAGGAAAAGGUCUACAUGAAUUUGAUGCACUGAAGGAUCCUGAAGUGAAUGAUUUCCGAAUAAAAAUGCGCAAAUUCAGUGAGGAAAAGAUUCAGUCACUUGUGGGAUUGUCUUGGAUGGAUUGGCUGAAGCAGACAUAUCCACCAGAACAUGAACCAUCGAUCCUUGAAAACUUAGAAGAUAAACUUUAUGGAGGAAAGCUCAUUGUGGCUGUUCAUUUUGAAAAUUGUCAGGACGUGUUUAGCUUUCAAAUAUCUCCUAAUAUGAAUCCUAUCAAAAUAAAUGAACUGGCAAUCCAAAAACGUUUGACUAUUCAUGGGAAAGAAGAUGAAGUUAGCCCCAAUGAUUAUGUGUUGCAAGUCAGUGGGAGAGUAGAAUAUGUAUUUGGUGAUCACCCACUAAUUCAAUUCCAGUAUAUCCGGAACUGUGUAAUGAACAGGACUUUGCCCCAUUUUAUGCUUGUGGAAUGUUGCAAGAUUAAGAAGAUGUAUGAACAGGAAAUGAUUGCCAUAGAGGCUGCCAUAAAUCGAAAUGCAUCAAACUUUCCUCUUCCUUUACCCCCAAAGAAAAUGCGAAUUAUUUCUCAUGUUUGGGAAAAUAACAAUCCUUUCCAAAUUGUCUUGGUUAAGGGAAAUAAACUUAACACAGAAGAAAGUGUAAAAGUUCAUGUCAGGGCUGGCCUUUUUCAUGGUACUGAACUCCUCUGUAAAACCAUCGUAAGCUCAGAGAUAUCAGGGAAAAAUGAUCACAUUUGGAAUGAACCACUGGAAUUUGAUAUAAAUACUUGUGACCUGCCACGAAUGGCUCGAUUAUGUUUUGCUGUUUAUGCAGUUUUGGAUAAAGUGAAAACAAAAAAGUCAACUAAAAAUAUUAAUCCCUGUAAAUAUCAGACCAUCCGGAAAUCUGGGAAAGUGCAUUAUCCUGUGGCAUGGGUAAAUACGAUGGUUUUUGACUUUAAAGGACAGUUGAGAUCUGGAGACAUAAUAUUGCACAGCUGGUCUUCAUUUCCUGAUGAACUUGAAGAAAUGUUGAAUCCAAUGGGAACUGUUCAAACAAAUCCAUAUACUGAAAAUGCAACAGCUUUGCAUAUCAAAUUCCCAGAGAAUAAAAAACAACCUUAUUAUUAUCCUCCCUUUGAUAAGAUAAUCGAGAAGGCAGCUGAGAUUGCAAGCAGUGACAGCGCUAAUGUAUCAAGUCGAGGUGGAAAAAAGUUUCUUGCUGUACUGAAAGAAAUCUUGGACAGGGAUCCUUUGUCUCAACUUUGUGAGAAUGAAAUGGAUCUUAUAUGGACUUUGAGACAAGAUUGCAGAGAGAAUUUUCCACAGUCACUGCCAAAAUUACUGCUGUCGAUCAAGUGGAAUAAGCUUGAGGAUGUUGCUCAGCUUCAGGCACUACUUCAGAUUUGGCCUAAACUGCCCCCCCGGGAGGCCUUAGAGCUUCUAGAUUUCAACUAUCCAGAUCAGUACGUGCGAGAAUAUGCUGUGGGCUGCCUGCGACAGAUGAGUGAUGAAGAACUCUCUCAGUAUCUUUUACAACUGGUGCAAGUUUUAAAAUAUGAGCCUUUUCUUGAUUGUGCCCUGUCUAGAUUCCUAUUAGAAAGAGCACUUGCUAAUCGGAGGAUAGGGCAGUUUCUAUUUUGGCACCUUAGGUCAGAAGUGCAUAUCCCUGCUGUCUCAAUACAGUUUGGUGUCAUCCUUGAAGCAUACUGCCGGGGAAGCGUAGGGCACAUGAAAGUGCUUUCCAAGCAGGUUGAAGCACUCAAUAAGUUAAAAACUUUAAAUAGUUUAAUCAAACUGAAUGCAGUGAAGCUAAACAAAGCCAAAGGGAAGGAGGCCAUGCAUACUUGUUUAAAACAGAAUGCUUACCGGGAAGCCCUCUCUGACCUGCAGUCGCCUCUGAAUCCAUGUGUUAUACUUUCAGAACUCUAUGUUGAAAAGUGUAAAUACAUGGAUUCCAAAAUGAAGCCUUUGUGGCUCGUGUACAACAACAAAGUGUUUGGUGAGGAUUCAGUUGGAGUGAUUUUUAAAAAUGGUGAUGAUUUACGACAAGAUAUGUUGACACUCCAGAUGCUGCGCUUGAUGGAUUUACUUUGGAAAGAAGCUGGUCUGGAUCUUCGGAUGCUGCCUUAUGGCUGUUUAGCGACAGGUGACCGCUCUGGCCUCAUUGAAGUUGUGAGCACCUCUGAAACAAUUGCUGACAUUCAGCUGAACAGUAGCAAUGUGGCUGCCGCAGCAGCCUUCAACAAAGAUGCCCUUCUGAACUGGCUUAAAGAAUACAAUUCUGGGGAUGACUUAGACCGAGCCAUUGAAGAGUUUACCUUGUCCUGUGCCGGCUACUGUGUAGCUUCUUAUGUCCUUGGGAUUGGUGAUAGACAUAGUGACAACAUCAUGGUCAAAAAAACUGGCCAGCUCUUCCACAUUGACUUUGGACAUAUUCUUGGAAAUUUCAAGUCUAAAUUUGGCAUUAAAAGGGAACGGGUGCCUUUUAUUCUUACCUAUGAUUUCAUUCAUGUGAUUCAACAAGGAAAAACAGGAAACACAGAAAAGUUUGGCCGCUUCCGCCAGUGUUGUGAGGAUGCAUAUCUGAUAUUACGACGGCACGGGAAUCUCUUCAUCACCCUUUUUGCACUGAUGUUGACUGCAGGGCUUCCUGAGCUCACAUCAGUCAAGGAUAUACAGUAUCUUAAGGACUCUCUUGCCUUAGGGAAGAGUGAAGAAGAAGCACUCAAGCAAUUUAAGCAAAAAUUUGAUGAGGCACUCAGGGAAAGCUGGACUACUAAAGUGAACUGGAUGGCGCACACAGUUCGGAAAGACUACAGAUCUUAAUGAUCAGCCUUUGCUCCUAAUGUAUUUGUUGGUUUGUUUAGUUUUCAUUUUGCACUUGCACUAAAUUGAACAUGACCCUGCCAGAGAUGUUAUAAAGGGAAUGAAAUCCUGGAACUUAGUUAAAUUAAGAACAAGGCAUCCCACACAUCCUAAUCUGAACAAUCCCUGAUGACCACCCUCUGCUUUAUUGAAUGCUUCCAAGAUUCAUCAUGAAAACUCCCACCAUUAUGGAUAAUCAUUUCCUGCUGACUUUGCACGCCGAAGAAUGCUACUAGAGAUUGUUUUCUGUCUUAUUCUUUUUUGAAGUGUUUGGUACUUUUCCAGAAAGGUGUAAAUACUUCUUUUUGUAUUGUGACCAAGUGUUAUCACUCAACCAACUUAUCCACACCUGGGGACUGGUAGUUGUUCUUACUUUCCAAAUGAGGCUUAAAAGAAAGGCAUCUUUCUUCCCUUUUUAAAUUAUAUAAACUACAAAUUAUAACAUAAUUUGAAAUUAUUAUUAUUUUUCAAAAGAAAUCUUUAAACUUGUGGAAAGAUUAAUUCUUUUGUUGAUAUUUAUCUACCAUGACAGCAUCAUUCCUAUCAGACUUGGUGAAAAUCUGCUCGUGAGGCAAAUAUUAUAUAUAUGCUGCAUAUAUAUUUAUAAAAUUUCAAGUGGGGAGUUCUAUAUAAAAAGACAUUUCUCUUUUUUUUCCUGUCGUGUUUUAAAGUUUUAAAAAAGCAGAGCUUUUUCCUAAGUUUUUAGUUAACUAUGAGAUCCAGUUCUUCCAGUUGCUUCUGUAAUGAGGCACAUAGUAAUUUCAGUUUUUACAUGGUAUCUAUGAAACAGUUCACUUCAUAGAGCAUAAUACUUGAGCAAAUGCAUCCAAGACAGAAAGCAAGUGAAAGGAAACUGUUUAUGGAAUCAUCUCCAGACCUAAAAUUCAGUAUUUUAGUAAAAUGCCAGCUGUUCUUACUGUAUUUAUUAAAACUUAUAAUAAUGUGAUUUUUCAAGGAUAUUAGUUCAAAUUGAAAUGGUUAUAUGCCACAUGGAAUUCUUUAAUUUAUUUGUUGAGGUACCAUACACUUAGGGUGCUAGAUGGCAAAUAAUGUUAAUAUGUGCAAUAAGAACUACUGGUUUGAAUGUGUAAAUGGAUGCUCUUUCUGAGUACUGGCAAUAUCCAGCAAAACUACUGCUUUUUCUCCAAAGAUUUUUGGGAACUCUCAAUCCUCGGUGACAUGAGAGAGAGAACUGAGAACCCUGUGACUGAGUUUUCUAUAGGAAUUUUAUUAAAGAUUGUUUAAUUUUGUUGUUCUCCUUCAUGUUCACAGUCAAAUAAAUGGGUGAGCUGGUUUCAGCUGCUCUUGGGACGUGUGGGCUGCUUCUUUAUGGACAGCACAGGCCUUUAGAUCUUGGCACUGGGACUCUAGGAAAAGUCAGUAAACAAAUUAAUUUGAGAAGUAGGCUGAGGCUCAUGGUCUAUUCUCUGACUUCUCUCUGCUUCCUAGCCCCAGCAGGAAGUGUGGGAGGCCUCUUGGACUUUUCAUAGGAGCCUGAAGCUCAUCAAAUUUUCAUCUUUGUACCCUGAGGUGGAGGAGAAUGCCCAUUUAGUGACUAAGUAUUGAGCCAGACUAGCCACUUUGUGGCCCUCUUCCAUGGAGCAGAUAUUCAGAACAAGUCAUAGUUUCUUAGAAAUAAGUUUUAGGUAAGGAUAGAGAUUGACCUCUGAACUGACCAUUCCCAGGGCUGGUCCAGACUCAGUGAGAAUUCCAGGAAUAGGAUUGUGAAAGGAUAGGUUUGUUAAGGAUCUUUAUCUGGUAGUGAUCUACUUUCACAUGCACUAGCUCUCACAGGCCAGGGGGCUUGGAGACUGGCAAACUUUGUCAGCUGGAAGUGGGUACCAGUGUUUCUAGAGGAGUCUCCUCAGUCCAUAGGGAGCCUUGGUAAAUAUAUGUAAAAAUAUGCCAAAUCAAUAAAUGUGAGGUCAGGAGUAAGAAAGGAAAGGCUUAAGCCCAGGAUGGCUCUGGACUCCUCUCCACCCUCUCUGCCAUAAGCCCCUCAAAGAUAGCCAGGACAAUGUGACAUAGUAGCCCUCUGUAGCUGUUAACCGCUCCUAACAGGUGCUCCCCACAUACUUCCUGAAUUGCACAUUUCUGAUUCUCUUCUCAGCAAGAGAAGAGGAGGUAGCAGGCAGAGGACAGCUAACUUUAGAGGUCUGGGCUCCAGGAUGAGCUUGUUGCAGGGGAACUGGUUAUCCAGUACCUUGGCUCUUAAGUGCUCUGGUCAGCAAUAAACCUUAGCCCAAAACACUUCUAGUUUGUAAAAUGGGACUAGUAAAAUAACUACCCUAGUCACUUCUAUGUGGUGGUGAGAGGCUAGGUUACAACCAUGAAUGGGGGACAUAGGCCGAGUCCCAAUUCAGAGGCAAACAUUUCUCUCCCUGCUUCUUCCACUUGAAGACCACUAAAGGGAGGAAUCUUCGGGAAGGAAAGCCCCUUCCAGAGCUCUCCCCCUACCUCCUAUCUGAGGAGGCCCCUCCAGUAUCUUCUCAGUUCUACCUUGCAGCCCAUAGCCCUAUUAGCACCAGAACAGUCAGGCAGCCUGUAAUGCAGAGGUCACUUGUCUGCAGGAGCUAAAAGACUGGUCCAUGGGGUGGAGAGCAGAGAGGGACCAUGCCACAGAACCCUGACUGUUGGGAAUGGGCAGCUUUUAAAAAGGAGGGGGUAAGGGUUGAGGUUUCUUGAAGCAGAGGGCCCUGAGCUGAGUCUUCAAGGAUAGAAUUUAGGUGAAGGGGUGAUAAGUAAGACUGAGCAGGAAGGUACAGCAUGUUAUAAUAAAGGCUGGGAGGGGAGGAAAAACGGGAUUCAUGGGCACUAACAGGCUCAACAGUUGUUUCUUUGCCUCUGCCUCUUCCCCUCCUCCACUCCAGAGUGCUGCACUUCUCAGGGAUCCAGACAGUAAACCUCAGUCAUAUCACGCUGGAGCCUCUUCCUCUUUCACUAUCUGUGGCAGUUUUAUCCCCUUCUCUGAUGAUGGAAAACGUGUCUGACAUCACCUUCUAGGUUAUUCCUGCUCUAAAAUGUAUAACUAAGGGGUUUUUGGAACUCAGGAUUCCUUUCCACUUUUAGUAAAGCCCAGGUUCAACACUCAGAAAAGUCUGCCCUUUCAAACUCCCAACGUUUCUUUUUUAUUGUGAGAAAUGGCACAUAGAGUAAUGUAUACAAAACGAUAAGGCAUAUAAAUUUAAGGCUUAGCAAAUAUUAUAGAACAGACACCCAGAUAACCAUUGCAUAGGUCGAGAAAGGACAUUGCCAACACUUAAGAAGCCAUGCCAGCUCCCCUUCCUGGUCAGGACUUACUUCUCUCUGCCAAGGUAAUCACCACCUCUUCUUCGUUGGCAAUCAUCUCAUUUCCUUACUUUACAGUUAUGCUGCCUCCUUUUUUGGGUCAGGCUUCUUUUGCUCUACAUUAUGUCUUUAAGAUUCAGCCAUGAGGUAGCAUAUUUUUUAUCAUCGCCUCAUAAUAUUCCAUCUUAGUGGAUAUCCUAUAAUUUAUACAUCUUUUCUACUGUUGGGACACAUACAGGUAGUUACUAGUUUGAGGCUAUUACAAAUAAAUAAUGCUGCUAUGAUGAUUAUAAUUUAUCUGCUGAUUCACAGAUGUAUAUAUUUCUUUGGAUGUAUAUACUUAAGAUUAAAAUAGUUGGUCAUAGGAUUGUGCAUAUCUUUAUUUUGACUAAGUAAUGCUAAAAUAAGUGGUUGUGCCAACUUGCUCUUCCUGCAGUACUUAAUUCUUGUCACUCCAUAUUCUCACCAGUACCCAGUUAUCCAGCAUUUAAAAAAUUUUAGCUAUUCUGAUGUGUGAGGUGAAAAAAAUUUGCAUUCUUUGCUUAGUAAUGAGAUUAAAUUGCUCUUUCAUAUUUUUGUUCAUUUUAGUUUCCUCCUUUGUGAAAUGCCUGCUUAAAUCCUUUGUCCAUUUAUUUAUUUGGAUACCUGCUGUUUGUUUGUUUGUGUUGUUUUUUUUUUUUCCUUCUGAGGAGUAUUUUGUUUUUAGUAAUUGCCUUUUGGUUUUUGUUAGGUGAAAUUCUGUAUGUAUUUGUGUACAAGCCUUUUGUCAGUUACAUGUUGAAAAUAUCUCUUCCACUCAGUGUUUGUGACUUUCUUAUUCUAUUAAUGUUUCUUCUCAUAACACACAAUCUUAAUUUUAAUGUAAAAUUUGUCAUUAUUUUCCUUUAUGGUUAAUAUACAUUGUGUAGUAUUUAAGAUAUUUUUUUCUUGCCCUAAUGUCAUGAAGAUACUCUCCUGGAUUAUACUCUAAAAGCUUUAAAAAAAAAAAAAACAAGUAUUCCAUUUAGAUCUAUAAUGUACCUGGAAUUGCUUUUUAUAAAUAUUGGGAAGUGCUUUUUCCUAAAUGGACACCAAGUUGUCCUAGUAUCUUUUAUUGGGAGCCUUUCCCCACUGUUCUAUAAAUCCACCUUUGUCACAAACCAAGUGUCCCUAUAUGCAGGAGUCUGCCUCUGGACUCUAGAAGAUAGCCAGUAGAUUUCACCUCCCUAUUUCUGUAUUUUAAGCGUAUUUAUCAAAUUCAUACAGAACAGUUAAUGUGUAAUAGGCAUGCAUCUAAACUGUAGAUAUUGAAUGCAUACCAAUCUUACAUAAAGGUAGGUGCAAGUGACCUUCCCCACAUUACGGAUGAGAAACCAGGCUUAGAAGUUCAAGUAAUUUGUCCAUAGUCACAAAGUAAAAGCCAGCAUUCAGACUCAGGGAAUCUGUCUUAAGUGUUCAUGUUCUUUCCUCACAAUUAUCAACAAUGCCUCGAUACACAUUUCAGAAUCUGCUUAUUGAGUUCCACCAAAAGAAACCUGUGGAAAUUUUGAGUGAAAUUGCGUUUAUAGAUUAGGUUGAAGUAAAUUCAUAUCUUAAGAAUAUUGACAAUUCCAGUCUAUGACAAUGGAAUAUCCUUUAUUUAGAUCCUCUUUAUGUGCACAAUGAUUUGUAGUUUUCUAUGUAGAAUCUUUGUAUAUCUUUUGUUAGAUUUCUGGAUAAGUGAUUUUAAGCUUCAUUGUUGGUAAGCUAUAGCAGUGGUUUUCCAAGUAUGGUCCCCUGAGUAGGAAUAUUAGCAUCUCUUGGGAACUACUUAGAACUACAAAUUCUUAAAGAACUCCCCUCCCCUCUGCAAGACCUACUGAAUCAACCACUAGAGAUGGAAUCCAGCAACCUUUAUUUUAAUAAACUUUUUACCAAGCUUCAGAGCAAUUGAUAGAAAUAGAGUUGAUGUUUGUGUUUAGCAGAUACACUAAAUUCUUAUCACUCCUAUUAUAGAACUUAUUUUGAUUCUGCAUAUAUGAUCCACAAAUAGAGUUUUAUUUCUUCCCUUCCAUUACUUUCAACAUUUUAUUUCUUUUUUUUUUUUUUUUGACCUUCUGUCCUGUUUAGGAAUUGCAACAAAAUGUUGAAUAGAAGAAUACUAAAUCUUUUACUGAUGUCAAAGGGAAAGUUUUUGAUAUUAACUAUGGUAUAUGUUCUGGAAUCUGGAGGUUUUUUUACCAGAUUAAGGAAGCAUGUUUCAAUUCUCAAGGGAUUUUUUUAUAUAUAUAAUCAUGAAAGGAUGCUGAGUUUUUCAAAUUAUUUUUCUGCAUUUUACUAAGAUGUUUCUCAUUCGGGAAGUUCUGUCAAUUGAUGUUCAAACUUUAAACCAAAGUUUACAUUCCUGAAAUGAGCCCAACUUGAUUGUGAUGUAUUUUAAUAUAUUGCAAGACUUGACUUGCCAAUAUUUCAUUUGGGAUUUUUGCAUCUAUUCUUAUCAAUGGAACUGGCCCAUAAGUUCCUUGAAAGAAACAGAUCAGGAUUUGUUACCAAGAUUUUGUGGCCUUAUAACACAGGUAAGAUUGGCAUUAUUUCUUACUUUAAAAUCUGAUAGAAUUUUGCCAGUGACAUGAUAUCGAUAUUCCUUUGAGGUAUGGAUUUCAUUAAUAGCUAGAGGAAUAUUCAGAUAUUUUUAUCUUAUUGUGUCCAUUUUAAAGAGUUGUAAUUUCUAGGAAUGUGUCUAUUCUAGGUUUUAAAUUUUAUUUAUAUAAGGUAACUGAUAUGUUGCAGGGUUUAGAUAGAUGUCCUCUUUUCAUUUUUGUUAUUGGGCUAGUGCCUUCUGUUUCUUAGUCUCACUAGAGGUUUUUCAAUUUUAUUAAUCUUUACAAAGAAUUAACUUUUUGAUUCCUAAAAUUCUCUGUUUGUUUUCUACAUUCCUUUCAUCCCUCUUAUUUCCUUCCUUCUACUUCAUCUGGUCUUACUUUCCCUUCUCCAGUUUAGUAAGAUGGUUAGUUAGCUGAUCGAUUUUAGCCUUUAUAAUAACAAUCUUUAUCUGCAUCCCAUAAAUUUUGAGAUGAAGUCUUUUCAUCACCAUUCAGUAAAAUGUAUGUUCUGAUCUCCAUUUUUCUUUCUGUGUGACUUAAUGAUUAUUUAGAAAUACAUUUAUUUCCAAAUACAUGUGGAUUUUCUCAUUACCACUUUGUUGAUUUUUAGAUUGAUUGCAUGGCAUUCAGAGAACAUAUCUGUCAUUUCAAUUGUUCAAAUUUGUGAGGCUUGCUUUUAUGACUCACAAUAUGGUCAAUUUGUUCAGUAUGCAUGAGAAAAAAUCCAUAUACUGCAGUUAUUAAGUGUCCUACAUACAUUCAUUAGAUCAAUUCUGUUGUUUACAUUUAUAUAUAUAUUGAGUAUUUAUGAGAUAAGUUAGAAUAUCCCACUAUGAUUUUGAAUUUGCAUAUUCUGGUUAUAUCAGUUUUUAUAAUUUGAGGCAAUAUUAGUUGCUUAUAAAUUCAGAGUUGAUUUGUAUCCCUGGUGAAUUGAACCAUUUAAAACAAAUUUUUAAAGUGUCCUCUGUGUUUCUGGCAAUGCUUUUUGCUUUGAUGUGUGCCAGCUUUCAUUUGGCUAGUGGUUGCAUGGUGUGCUUUUUUCUUUAAACCUUUUAUAAACCUUAUAAAUGUCUCUCUUGUAAAUAGCA